Cladophialophora carrionii CBS 160.54 is the source of this 1014-nucleotide messenger RNA. RefSeq lists its product as uncharacterized. Lineage: Eukaryota; Fungi; Ascomycota; Eurotiomycetes; Chaetothyriales; Herpotrichiellaceae. The record is from RefSeq and is a predicted model, not a curated record. Gene Ontology annotation, molecular function: oxidoreductase activity. Bases 1 to 1014 code for a protein of 337 amino acids. The transcript has a single exon.
AUGAGAAUCACACUCGAAAAGGCCGGGCGUCUCGCCGACGACGCCCUCCGGCGCAUAGGCUACCCGGCCGCUGACAUCCCCACGAUCCGCGACCACCUCCUGGACAGCGAGCUCCGGGGCUACGGCAUCGCGGGACUGGCGCGGAUACUGAGCAUCGCCGACCGACUUGCCGCGCGGUCGGCGGGGUCUUUCGCGCCGGCAUCGUCAUCAUCCAUCACCGUCACAUCGCAAUCGGCCACGACGGCGCAACUGGACGGCCACGACGCGCUGGGCUACCUGGUGGCGCACGAGGCGACGAGGGUGGCGAUCGCCAAGGCCAAAGCCGAGGGGAUUGCGGCCGUGGGCGCCCACAACACGUACUACACGGGCAUGCUGUCGUACUACGCCGAGAUGGCGGCGGCGGCCGACCUGGUGACCAUCAUCGCGUCCAACUGCAGUCCGUGGGUGGCGCCCGAGGGCACGUACAAGCCGCUGGUGGGCACGAACCCGUUCUGCAUCGGCGUGCCCACGGCGGGGGGCGGCGUGCCACCCAUCAUCUACGACAUCGGCACGUCGCGCAUCAUCCACGCCCAGGUCCUCCUGGCCAUGCGCAAGGGCGAGCAACUCCCGCCGGACACGGCGUGGGACGAGCAUGGCAACAUGACCACGGUGCCCGAGGAGGCCCUGAAGGGCGCGCUAGCCGUGUGGGCCGGCGCAAAGGGCAGUGGGCUGGCCAUUGCCGUGCAGUUGCUGGGCAUUCUCGCCGGGUCGCCGGCGUUGCCGCCCGACCUUGAAGAUUUCGGGUUUUUCAUCAUGGCCAUCGACCCCGCGAAGUUCAGGCCGAUGGGCGAUUUCAAACGCGAGGUCGGCAACCUGAUCACGGCGUUUCACACGGCCCCGUCCAUGACGGGGAGCGCGCUGAGGUUGCCGUUUGAACGGUCCAACCGUCGCAGGGCAGAGACGAGAGCGGCUGGAUAUUUGGAAGUGGAUGACAUUGUAGUGGAGAAGCUGGAGAAGUUGAUCUCAGCCCAGUGA